AUGGAGUUGGAGUGCACUCUGUUCGUUCGCAAGCACGAAGAGGGUACAAUGAAAAAAGAAAUGCUGAUCAAUGUUCUCCAACCAGAGGAGAGCCGCAUCGCCAUCGUUGAAGAUGGUGUGUUAGAAGAACUGUACGUUGACCGUACCAGCAUCGAGAACUACGCAGGCAAUAUCUACAAGGGAAAAGUCGUCAACAUCGAACCAAGCAUCCAGGCGGUGUUUGUUGACUUUGGUGUCGGACGCAAUGGGUUUCUCCACGUCAGCGAUGUUGAGUUCCAAUAUUACAAGCACUUGUUAAGUGAAAGAGAACGCAACGACGCAGAGAAUAAUCGCAACUCCAAACUCAACGAACGCUCUGCCCGCAACAAGCCGCCCAUUCAGGAUAUCUUCCAACGGGGCAGCGAAGUUCUUGUUCAGGUCAUCAAAGAAGGGAUCGGGAACAAAGGUCCGACUCUCUCUACUUACAUCAGUAUCCCAGGACGUUACCUGGUACUGAUGCCAGGCCUGAACCGGUUAGGGGUCAGUCGAAAGAUCCCUGACGAAGAUGUCCGCCGCAACCUUCGCAAGACAUUGAGAAAUCUCGAUCCACCAGAAGGCCUGGGAUUCAUCAUUCGAACAGCUGGUGUUGAUCGGACUGAGAAAGACCUGCAACGUGAUAUGAAUUAUCUGUUGCGGUUGUGGAAAACCAUCGUCCGUCGUGUGGAAAAACAACCCGCCCCCAUCGACAUCUACGAAGAGAAUGACAUUGUCAUCCGCACGAUUCGAGAUAUCUACAACGCCGAUAUCGACUGCAUCUGGAUCGAUGAAGAGGAUUCCUACAAGAAGGCACGGGAGUUCAUGAAAGUCGUCAUGCCGAAGCAUGUCGAUUCGGUCAAACUCUUUGACGGCAAAGAACCUCUCUUCCACACUUACAAAAUCGAAGACGAGAUCGACCGUAUUCAAAGUCGGCACGUUCCAUUGCCUGGAGGUGCUUCGCUCGUCAUCGAUCAAACAGAAGCUCUCGUUGCCAUUGACGUGAACAGCGGAAGCUAUCGGGCGGACAAUGACCCAGAGAAGAGCGCGUAUUUAGUCAAUAUGCGAGCUGCUGAAGAAAUCGCCCGCCAGAUUCGCUUGCGAGAUCUGGGUGGAGUGAUCGUGAAUGACUUUAUUGACAUGCGUGAAGAACGACAUCGCCGCGGAGUCGAACGGAAACUCCGUGAAUGCGUUGAAAGAGACCGUGCCAGAACCAAAGUCCUCCGUAUCAGUCAGUUCGGCCUGAUUGAAAUGACCCGGCAACGAAUUCGACCUUCUUUACGUCGCAAUAUUUACGAAGACUGCCCUUGUUGCAAUGGAACCGGUCAGGUCAAAACAGCUGAGAGUAUGGCAAUCGAAGUCAUGCGGGCGUUGAUGACUGCCUCAGCACAUGCUGAUGUCGAAGAAGUCAAAGUUGAAUUGCAUCAGCAAGUCGCUGAUUAUCUGAUCAACAAAAAGCGUCGUGAGAUGACUGACCUCGAAGAGGAGUACGGAGGAAUCGGACGUGGUGCAGUACUUGAACUGGCGCGUGGCGGAGCGGAUGUCGCCAUUAACUAUCGGUCCAAUCUGGCUGAAGCGGAGAGUAUUGCAGAGGAGAUUCGCUCUCUUGGAUCUCAGGCACUCCUUGUUCAGGGGGACGUUUCCGAUGAGUCUUCCGUCAAUGGCAUUGUCCAGACAAUCAUUGAUGAAUGGGGUGAGAUAAAUGGUCUGGUCUCCAACGCUGCCUUCAGCGAGCGAGAAUUAAUGAUCGAUGCCGACAUGGAUGGCUUCCGCAAAACGAUUGACGUCAGCAUGUGGGGUGCGUUCUAUGCUGUCCGCACCGUUGCCAAACGUCUUGUCGAACAAGGUCAUGGAGGGGCCAUUACUGUUGUCAGUUCUCCGCAUGCAAAAAUUCCGAUCCCAACGGCCAUGGCAUACAACAUGGCCAAAGCUGCCAUCGAUCACAUGGCGAAAACCGCUGCCAUUGAAUUGGCGAAACAUCGUAUUCGAGUCAAUCUGGUGCACCCCGGCUGGAUUGACACACCUGGUGAGAGAAAAUUCUUCACCGAAGAGCAACUUCAAGCAGGAGCUGCAAAUAUCCCCUGGAAACGCUUAGGACAACCAGAAGAAAUUGGUCGCCUCAUUCGUUUCAUGAUGAGUAGCGACUGUGAUUACAUGACCGGGAGCACUGUUCUUAUGGAUGGAGGAAUUAGUCUUCCCUGGUGGUCAAAUCGUGAAGAAGGAAAGCAGUAG
Durusdinium trenchii is the source of this 2244-nucleotide messenger RNA. The record is from the annotation of a GenBank genome assembly. Lineage: Eukaryota; Dinophyceae; Suessiales; Symbiodiniaceae.